CCGUCUGUUGUCUGCCCGUCAGCUGUCAGCUACAUUUCGGAUCAGAUCUGUCUGUUCACGAAACUUUUACACUUUCCUUGGUUUUUCGACACUAAAAUUGUUCAAGAUUUGAGUUUUGGUCGCGCAUUAUAACAUCAGCCAUGGCUUCAGAAGUUUAUCGUGAAUUAAAGCUGUACAUAACACCAGAGAAGUUCUUUGUUGAACCAGUUAGCGGAAAUGGAGAUCUUAUGGUUAUUGAUCGAGUCAGCCAAGACAUUUCCUUACAGAUUAAUAAAGGACAAAUUCCACCUUCAUCGAGCUGUAAGGUGAUAAGUGGUAUCAUGGGUACAGUUCGCCUUCUUGCAGGAAAUUACCUUGUUGUCAUAGUUGGUAAAAAGCAUAUUGGCACCAUCAAUGGUCAGCCUAUUUUCCAAGUCACUGAGACAGAAGUUAUAUCAUAUUCCAGGACCCUAUCACAUCUUACUGAAAACCAGAUGGCUGAUAACAAAAUGUAUGUUUCAAUGCUGGAACAUGCUCUAUCUUCUCCAUUCUUGUAUUUCUCUUUCACGUAUGAUUUGACACACACUUUGCAAAGAUUGCACAAUAUCACGCCAGAAUUUUUGAAGAUGGCUCUUCAUGAAAGGGCUGACCAGCGGUUCCUUUGGAAUGGUCACCUUUUAAGAGAAAUCUCUCAUCAUCCAGAUGUGCAUUCAUUCUUUGUCCCAGUUAUGCAUGGGUUCAUUUCUAUAAAUCAAUAUACAAUUCAAGGUAAAGCCUUUACCUGGACUGUGGUGUCAAGGCGCAGUCGAUUUAGAGCAGGAACUCGUCUCUUUACGAGAGGGAUUGACUCCCAAGGAAACGUGGCCAAUUAUGUUGAAACUGAGCAGAUUGUUGAGUCCAGUGGUGACAGAUAUUCUUUUGUACAGACCCGUGGAUCGAUUCCUUUGUUCUGGCAUCAGUUGCCUAAUUUGAAAUAUAAGCCCAAGCCUGCUCUGAUUUUGGGAGAAAAUCAUGCUGAAGCUGCUGGUAGGCACUUCAAUACACAAAUUUUCAACUAUGGUAGACAAGUUCUUGUCAAUUUGAUCGAUCAUCGGGGAGCUGAAGAUGUUUUGGAAAAGGCAUAUGCCAAUAUUGUGAGCCAAGUAUCAAAUCCCAAUAUCAGAUAUGAAGCUUUUGACUUCCAUGCUGAAUGCAGUAAAAUGCGUUGGGACCGUCUUAGUAUUCUCCUUGACCGAUUAGCCCAUGAGCAGGACGAACUUUCUAUGUUUCUGCUGACAAGAGAUGGCACCCUAGUGUCCCAGCAAGAAGGUGUCUUUCGUACUAAUUGCAUUGACUGUCUGGAUCGUACAAAUGUUGUUCAAAGUAUGCUGGCCAAGCGAAGCCUUACUAAUGCACUUCAGAAACUUGGAGUGUUACCCGUUGGUCGCCAAGUUGAAGAUGAAUAUGGCUUGGAAGCCUUAUUCCGAAGUGUCUGGGCUGACAAUGCUGAUUACAUGAGCAUUCAGUACUCUGGAACAGGAGCACUUAAAACAGAUUUCACGCGAACCGGCAAACGAACAAGAAUGGGCCUGGUGAAAGAUGGUGUAAAUUCAAUGAUGAGAUAUUGCAAAAAUAACUUUAUGGAUGGUUUCAGACAGGACUCCAUAGAUUUACUCUUGGGAUGCUAUGUCAUUGAAGAAGGCGAGGGGGUAACUAGACCCUGUCCACUAGAAGCUCCGAAGGGAUGGAGGUAUCUCACUUUCCCUUUGAUUCUGCUUGUUGCUAUUGCAAUGUUCUUUGCAAAUAUCAUCACACCAACAGAUUACACAACAGCAGUUUUGCUGUAUGUCCUUUUCUGGGGUCUGAUGGUAAUGGCAACAUUUUUCACAAUUAUGUUCUAUGGCACAGAGUUCGUUGAUUACCCAAAGCUCUCUGAUUUGAAAAAGCCUCAGUAGUCAAGUUAUUCUCUAGUUGCCAUAAUUGCAGCCCUUAUCAAGCAAAUUGUCAUUGGCUGUGAAGAUAAUUAUUGGAUUGCAUCGUAUAAUUGGGGUGUAUUGUUUUCUCUUCUGUACCUCAUUCACAGUUCUUUGUGAUUUGGAUACAUCCAUGUCUCUCAUUAGUUCUCACCAAUUGUAAACUUCGUUUUGAAUUUUCCUACCACUCCUCGUAAAAUAUGUACUUAUCUACUUCUCCAAAAAAUGUGGCAAGAUAAUUAUUGUACUCUUAUACUUAUACCCUAAUUUAUUCUGUGUUAAUACGUUUAUUAUGCUAUGCAUUGAUUGAGCCCCAUUGCCAGAUUGAUUACGUAACUUAGCUCUCACGCUCUAGAUCAAAGGAAUGGAGUCCUUAUGUCUUCCUUCCAGAAGUUCACUGUUUCAUUUUGAAUUUUGUCACAUUCCGGACGUCUGGACGUCGAAAUCUCCACAAUCCCAACUGAUAAAAUCAGUUAAUUAUCUCUUGUUUAUUAAAUAUUUCAUUGUACACCUUGUUCUCUGUAGGUGUCUUAGUGGUCAAACUUUUAAAAACUUGUAGUUAUUUAAUAAUGCUGCUCAAUUAUAUUUCAGUGUUCUGAAAUAUGCUCUAUUUUUACUAUAGAAAUGUUAUAGAUAAAAUUGUUUUUUAAAAAGUGCUAUUUUGCAAGGGUUUAAGCUUUUAUGUUAAACUGUUUCUUGUUGUUUGAUAUUGAUGCCAUUAUUAGUGAAUGUCGAAUUGUUUUGUAGUGAAUAGGCUUCUUUUUUUGCAAUGAAUGUUAUGCUGGGAUCUGUUAAUUGCUGAAAGUUCAAUGCACUUGUAGUUUCCCUCAGCAGUCUAUGCGGUACUUGUAAGUACUGAGUUUAUAAAUUUAUAUAUUAACAUGUUUUCUAUUGUUGAGGACAGAUUUCUGACCUUUUAUUUGCACUGCAUUUUUCUCUAAAGUACAAUGAAUCAGGACUUUGACCUCAUUUUAACCUAAUAUUCUCUACUUGCAUGUUAAUUUAUUGGUGAGUAUUUUAUAGCAGUUUGUGCAUUGCAACUCGUGUCAAGCAGAGCUUAAUUUUUAUUUGUUUUGAUUUAGUGAUUGUUUUGUUUUUUUGUUGUGUCUAACUCUUUAUAGAACUAUACCUGUUGUGAUUUUAAACGAAAGUAAUAAAAGAAAUUCAAAAGCCAAA
Molecule: messenger RNA, 3107 nt
Organism: Frankliniella occidentalis (western flower thrips)
Lineage: Eukaryota; Metazoa; Arthropoda; Insecta; Thysanoptera; Thripidae
Gene: Sac1
Product: phosphatidylinositol-3-phosphatase SAC1
Exons: 13
Coding region: 141-1913 (590 amino acids)
Biological process (GO): phosphatidylinositol dephosphorylation
Cellular component (GO): endoplasmic reticulum
Molecular function (GO): phosphatidylinositol-4-phosphate phosphatase activity
Source: RefSeq, a predicted model, not a curated record